Molecule: messenger RNA, 912 nt
Organism: Colletotrichum siamense
Lineage: Eukaryota; Fungi; Ascomycota; Sordariomycetes; Glomerellales; Glomerellaceae
Exons: 1
Coding region: 1-912 (303 amino acids)
Biological process (GO): regulation of transcription by RNA polymerase II
Molecular function (GO): DNA-binding transcription activator activity, RNA polymerase II-specific
Source: RefSeq, a predicted model, not a curated record
AUGAGACUGCUGUGGUUCUACACCUCCUCCACAUGCAAGUCUCUGUCUUAUGUGGACGAUACGCAGCGUCCGAUAAACGACAUGCUACAGACAGUUCUAGUUGAGCAUGCCUUUGAGGCGCCCUUCCUGAUGAACUCGAUCCUUGAGCUCGCGAGCCUUCAUAUGCAGAGCCUGGGACAGGCAACGGAGCCGACCCGUGCUCUAGUGUAUCAGGCCAGGUCCGUUGAAGGGUAUCGCAAGGCCAUCGAGGAUGCGAAGCCAAGCACGUAUGGGGCUCUUUUGGCCAACUCCGUACUGCGACCUAUUCUUUCGACGCACUCGUUUGAAGAAGUAUCGUCCAAUCAUCUCCACAUCCUGGACUGGAUGCUUCUAUGGCGAGGUGUGGAAUCCAUCAUCAACAUCACCAGCGCAUCAUCUAUCAAGACGACUGGAAUGGCACCCUUAUUUUCACGACCGCCCAUGGAUCUAACUGCAUCUACCGCCGCAAUUCCUAAGGACUUACUCCUCAUGAUAUCAUUUGUAGAACGGGACGAUCCUGACUUCGCCGAACUCCAAGCAUAUCAGAACGGCCUAAGGGCAUUGGGUUGUCUGUUCGACAGCCUGGGCCGGGGUAUUGACUCUGUCAUGCUUCUGCGCAUCAUCACCUGGGGCACCGGAGCGGUAAAUGGUAUCGUUGACCUGGCGAGGGCUAGGAGACCGAGGGCUCUCGUGAUAAUUGCACACUAUGCCUGUUUUCUGAAACUACUGCAGGGCGUAUGGUGGCUAGCAGGCUUCGGUCAACAGUCCCUAAAGGCCAUCUGCCAUGAGCUUGGUCCUGAGUGGCACUCGUUUCUGCGUAUUCCGUUGUCAGCAAUGCAAGUAGAUGAUCACUCAGAUCUAUCUUCUUUAUUGCUAGGCGCUGUACAUCGAUAG